Scylla paramamosain (green mud crab) is the source of this 5387-nucleotide messenger RNA. Its product is annotated as insulin gene enhancer protein ISL-1-like. The record is from RefSeq and is a predicted model, not a curated record. Gene Ontology annotation, molecular function: DNA-binding transcription factor activity, RNA polymerase II-specific; DNA binding. Gene Ontology annotation, biological process: positive regulation of transcription by RNA polymerase II; axonogenesis; neuron fate specification. NCBI's taxonomy places the organism in Eukaryota, Metazoa, Arthropoda, Malacostraca, Decapoda, Portunidae.
CGUGAGGUUGGGUUAUUGUGACAUGGCCUGCCCUUGACACUGGACACGGGGCUCCUGCUUCGUCAGUGGUGCUGUGUUGUAGUGUAAGGAUGUGCGUGUUCUUUGUCAUCUGUGUUCCUUAUCUGCGGUGGUGAAACAAGGGGAAUGGUUGGCGAGAUGGCGGAGUAGUGAACCAAACUACAGGAUAUACUUGAAUAUCAAAACUAACGAGGCAACAUCGAGACGUGUAGGAAUAAUCAGUGAACAGCCAAACAAGUGCUACGCAACAGACCAGCGCGCAGUGUGGCCUGUGAGGGGAGUCGCCGCGAGGGACAAGGGCUACCAGUUCGGCGAGACGCAGACCAGCCUCGUCAGGAUGGAGGCAGCUGGAUGUGGUGUGGACGCCUUGGUGACACUGACGAAGGUUGUGUCUGCCGCAGGGGGGGCCGCGUGUCCGUGUGUAUGGGCUGCGCUGCCGUCAUCCACGACCAGUAUAUUCUGCGCGUCGCCCCAGACAUGGAGUGGCACGCUGCCUGCCUCAAGUGUGCCGAGUGCCAACAGUUCCUUGAUGAGACCUGUACUUGCUUCGUGAGGGACGGCAAGACUUACUGCAAGAGGGACUACGUCAGGCUGUUCGGCGCCAAAUGUGAACGCUGCGGCGGGGGCUUCAGCCGAACAGAUAUGGUGAUGCGAGCGAGGGCCAAAAUAUUUCAUCUCGACUGCUUCAGGUGCAGAUCGUGCGGGAAGCAGCUGAUGCCAGGAGACGAGUUUGCGCUCCGGGACGACGUGCUCUUCUGCCGACAUGACUACGACGCCAUCAAGGAGGAGGCGCGGGACGGCGACCUCACCGACGACAACCACAACACCGACCCUGCGUGCCCCGUGCAGUUAGCAGAGGAGCCAGAACCCGCCGUGGGGCAGACGGGGACGCGGACGGGCAGCGGGGAGCGCCCUGACCGAGGCCCCCGAGCGGCGGCACCCCAACGACGCCGGCGAGUGGGGGAGGGGCGCCGCCGCUGGGCCUGGCGCGGCGGGAGUCGUCUGGCAGAGUGCACAAAAGUGGGGAAGCCGACCCGCGUGCGGACAGUGCUGACCGAGAAGCAACUCCAUACGCUGAGAACCUGCUACGCCGCCAACCCGCGCCCUGACGCCCUCAUGAAGGAGCAGCUGGUGGAGAUGACUGGCCUCUCUCCGCGCGUGGUGCGGGUGUGGUUCCAGAACAAGAGGUGCAAAGACAAGAAGAAAGCCAUGUUUCUCAAGCAGGCGGCGCAGCAACAUGAGAAGAGCGGACGGUUCGGGACGUACAGCGUAAUGCAAGGGAUCCCUCUGGUGGCCUCCCCAGUGCAGACCGACCCACCCUCCGCGCCCCUGGACGUCACCGCCUACCAACCACCCUGGAAGUCCCUCACUGAGUUUGCCCUCACCCACGACUUGGACCGCCUGGACCCCACCACGCCCCAGUACCAGCACAUGAUCCAGCAGAUGCACGGGUAUGGCCUGGACCACGAGACGGGCCUGCCACACCUGCAGCUGCCGCAGUACAUGGAGGAGGGCGGCCCCAUGGGACACCCAUACGGCCACCCGCCCUCCAACCCCUCCGCCCAGUACCCCGGCACGCCCUCCGAGCUGUCCUCCACCUCCAGCGACUAGUGGAGGGCCGGGGCGCUGCUCCACCUGCUGGGUGUGAUGAGCAGGAGGCUCGCCCCCACCUCUCCGCCAAGCCUCCCUCCGCCCCCCAUUGAUGACGCCACCGACAGCCCCUUCCCCUGAGGCACGCCGUGCCCCGGGGAGAGGCCGCAGCCACAGCGGGGCCUCGCUGCCACCACCGUGCCGCCACUCGCAUCUGUCUAACAGGUGCGGGGGCGCCGCCACCCAUGGCCGCCUCAUUCUUAGAGUGUGAGGCUCCGCGCUGUGCCGCCACACGGAGACUCCGCCGGCACGCUGCGGGGAGGCUGCGAAGCGCCUCCCCGCCUCUGGAGGCGUUCCCCGGGGCUGCCAAGAUUCACCCUGUAAGCCAAGGCACGGCCGCCCUGCCUGCGGAGGCCUCUGCCAGGCAGAGGAGCGGCUGGGCGGCGCGGCGCUCCCCAGGGCAGUAGGACGGGGAGCACAGCCCCAGGCGUGACCCGACGGACACAGGUGUCUCAAAGGUGACACUUUUGAUAUACUAGCGAAACUUGUGAUCCAGAUAUUAAGUUUGUGGUGCGGGCAUGAACCAAGUGAUCCCGGUGCCGCGUGGUGCCGCCACAGCCGCGGUGCAGGUGGUGUGCUCAUAACGACGCGCCACGCAGGGUGAAGUGUGACCCGCGACCCACGAGACUGAAGCAGAAUACCUUUGUCACUGCUGCCACUGAACUAACGCCACGUGUGUGUGUGUGUGUGUGUGUGUGUGUGUGUCAGACGGUCGGACAGACAGAGCCAAAGUAUAAAAUUGAUGAAAUCUAGAAUUGAAUUAGAAAAUAGAGCAAAAUUAGGACGAACGGAAACAAAAAAAAUAAAUAAAUAAAAACAAUCUCAUGACUUUCUAGUCGACAGCACGUGCCAUAACACACACACACACACACACACACACACACACACACACACACACACACACACACACACACACACACAAAUACAGCAUAACGAAUACAAAUAGCAAUAAUAAUGAUGACAAUUAUUAACGAUAGCAAUGAUAAACGUUGAUCGGAAAAAUACGAUGUAAAAUAAAUGAGAAGGUGACACGGAGAGAGAGAGAGAGAGAGAGAGAGAGAGAGAGAGAGAGAGAGAGAGAGAGAGAUUUUCACACACACACAUACACACACAUACACACACACGAAUGGUAGUGAAACGAAACGAACCAUGAAGAAAUAAACAGUCGCUUCACUAACCAGCCAAAUCUGAGGAAACGAAUAACAAAAACAAAUAAAUAAACGCUAAGGUGACGAAAAAAAAAUAAUAAAAACUUCAGUGUUGCUAAAAAUAAAAUGAAAACGUGUGAAAAAAAAAUGAAAAAUGUGCUGAAAAAUUAUAAAUGAUGUGAAAGCAACAAAAGGCACGCUGGCAACUCUGUUAAUAAUUCAUGUCUGUCUGGCCGAGUGUUUCAUCGACAGACGAACGAACAGACAGACAGACGGACGGAGGAGUAGACAGGGAGGGAGGGAAAGCUAACUCCUACAGCCCCCCCCCAUCCUCCCUCCCUCACCUCCCCUCCCUCCUGAUGCUGCUGCCAUAUAUUCCUUCAGUGAAGGAGCCCCGCCCCUCCCUCGCCCCCCGGGGCACCCCACCCCCGCCCCCAGGCCCCCGCUGACCUUUGAGCGCCCCCGCCCCACCGCCUCCACCACAUCCCUCUCAUCCAUCCACGCCGCCAUCUUGUCAGCUUCAUCCAGGCUCAAAGAUUCUAGACACGUUUAAAAGAUUCCAAACACAUUUUUGUUACUACUACUACUACUACUACUACUACUACUAUUACUACCAUUAUCACCAUCAUCACAAUUACCAACAUCAUAAUCACUUUUUGUUGCUGUUAAAUUCUUUUCUUUAUUUUAUUUGCACUUUAUUUCAUUUACAUCGGUCUGCCCUUCAAGCCGGGAAGAAAAGACACGGUAAUCUGGCGAAUAUUUUUUUUUUUCCCGCCAAAAAAAAGAUACGAUCUAAAAUAGACAAAGUUGUUUUUUUCCUUGAAGGUUUUCUUAUUAUUGUUAUUCUAAUUAUCCUCUCCUCCUCCUUUAUCUUUUUCUUUCUCUUUCUUAUCUUUUCCUUUUUCCUUUCUUCUUCUUCUUCUUCUUCUUCUUCUUUUUCUCCUCUAUUUCUCCUUUUCUCUUUUUUUUCUUCUCGUCGUCCUCCUCCUCCUCCUCCUCCUCCUCCUCCUCCUCCUCCUCCUCCUCCUCCUCCUCCUCCUCCUCCUCCUCCUCCUCCUCCUCUUUGUCAUCAUUGCUAAGUGACACAAUAUUCCGCUAAUGGACAUAAUUUCCUCUUUUUCUCUUUAUUUCCGCUGCGUCUAGUCUAGCGUCCUUUUUUUUUUCUUUGCUACACCGUCAGUAUAAAAAGCACCACUCAUUUAUGCGCCGAAGAUAUACCGAUGGUCUCCCGGCUGAUAACGAAACCUGUUGUCCACGUGACUGUCUUGCUGAGGCCGCCCGUGUGUCAGUCUCUCUUCCAAAGACCUUUUUUUUUUUUUUUUUUUUUUUUUUUUUUUUUUUUUAAGGGGUAUUUUUUUUUUCCUAGUUUCAUGAUUCGGUCUUGUUUUCCUUUUUUUUUCCUUUUUUUCUUCUUCUGCUAAUGAUAAUGUUUUACUGAUUUUCUUCUACUACUACUACUACUACUACCACCACUACUACUACUACUACUACUACUACUACUACUACUACUACUACUACCACUACUACUACUACUACUACUACUACUACUACUACCACACACACACACACACACACACACACACACACACACACACACACACACACACACACACACACACACACACACACACACACACACACACACACACACACACACACAUACACCUGUCAAACAUCCAAAUCCAAACCUGCUGCUUAAUUAGCACUUCUACACCUGUUGAGUAACGUUCUUAGUACCUUCUUUCUCACUAGCACACAUCUGUCCUCCAUUCUUAUCACCGCUUAUCAUUAUAGUGCUCCCGAAACACACCUGCACUUCGUUAGCGCUUAUUUACACUUACAAACCUGUAGUGAUUAAUUUUUUUACUUCCACACCUGUUUUUUUUCUAAUUAGCACUUCCUACACCUGUUCUCUUACAUACUUCAUAAAUUUUCCUCAUUUCCACUUCAAAAUAUGUCUUCUGGUUAAUCUUUCCACCCUUUCUCUUAUUUUUUUUUGCAUUUACCCUCUUAAGUCUUUUGUACCCAUCAUCAUCUAUCAUUUAAUUCAUCUUUCAACACCUGUCUAAUGAAUCCAACACGUUAUUUAUAUAUAUUUUUUUUUUCGCAAUUGUUCGUUAACGUCAUAAAACUUAUCAUCAUUACCUGUCUAAUAAGCCCAAUACUUACUGUGAAUAAUGGCUUCACUUCACUGUAGAAAAAAAUGCUAAGUUGUAAUGGUGAUAAUCCAAGUUUUAAAUACGUAUAAAAAUGGUAACUUAUAUUGAUGAUGAGAAUACGAAUCUUAAACGCCAAUUGUGCAGUCAAGAGUUCGGUAACGUUAAAUAAGAAGACUGUGGAGUAAUUGUAAACAUGAAUCUAAAAAAUGAGCUAUCAGUUUACAGCAGGUAGAGAGAGAGACAUAAAUAAAGGAUGUAUAGCGGAGAAAUAGAGAAAAAAAUGUACAAAUGAUAGGAGAAGAGAAAAAAAGCAAUAAACACCGAAUAGGGAGAGAGAGAGAGGAAAAAAAGGAACAGUGAAUAGGGAGAGAGAAAAAGACAAUGUACAAAGGAUAGGAAAAGAGAAGAAAAA